Coccinella septempunctata (seven-spotted ladybird) is the source of this 4196-nucleotide messenger RNA. RefSeq names its product attractin-like protein 1 (gene dsd). The record is from RefSeq and is a predicted model, not a curated record. The transcript is spliced from 10 exons. Gene Ontology annotation, molecular function: protein binding. Bases 219 to 3971 code for a protein of 1250 amino acids. Lineage: Eukaryota; Metazoa; Arthropoda; Insecta; Coleoptera; Coccinellidae. Gene Ontology annotation, cellular component: Golgi apparatus.
UGUCAAAAAAGUAUGGAAAGUGGAAAAUAGAUAAACUCUUGUUUCAACUUGAUAAAACUCAAUACUCAACUAAACUCAAAUAAAACGAACUAAUCUGACCUAAUGAUUUUUCUUUCCUACUGAACAUCGGUCAAUAAAGAUCGAACCUUGGACUAAUGACUAUAUGUGAAUUUACAGUUAUUUGUCGUCGUAUUUCGACCUGUAAUGGUAACUGAAAAAUGUUAGAAGUCUUACAAAUGUUUUUAUUCUUAUUCAAGUCGAAAUAUCGACGAAAAUUUUUCGAAUGGCCGUUUAUAUGCUGUGUAAUACUAGUCCUCAUAGAAGUUGGUAAUUCGGUCCAUGGUAAAUGUCUAGAGAGUAACUGUAAUGGCAAUGGGGUAUGCAGAAAUGAUACCUGUGUUUGUUAUGAUGGGUGGCAAGGACCGCAGUGUCAGUUUUGUGGAGGUAAAGUAAGACUUGGAGCCUCUACAGGGGUAAUAUAUGACGGCCUAGGAAACUACUCCAUAAAUGUUAAAUGUAGCUGGUUAAUCGAUGCUCCAAACUCGUCUAUCACUCUCCAUUUACAAGAAUUUGCCACUGAAUGCGGUUGGGAUCAUCUUUACAUAUUUGAUGGAGAUAGUGUUGCUUCUCCUCUUCUUGGUGUAUUCAGUGGCCUCAUGUACAAAGAUGGUUACAGUAUCCGGAGGAUUCCAGAAGUAGUCGCCACUAGUGGAUCUGCUUUGGUGCAUUUCUUCAGUGAUGACGCUUUCAAUAUGUCGGGCUUCAAUAUAAGUUACAGACUCAACGCUUGUCCUUCGAAUGUAGCUGGCGUUGACUGUUCUGGGAAUGGUGCUUGCAUUGACGGACAGUGUACUUGUGAUGGUUACUGGGGAGGAGUAGCUUGCCAUUUAGAAAAGUGUCCAAAUAACUGCGGUAAAUCCAAAGAUAGAGGUAGAUGCGACCAAAAUGGCUGCAUCUGUAACCCAGAUUAUAAAGGUUACGAUUGCAGUCAACUGAGGGUCAAUGGUUACUGGGAAAUGGUAUCUGUUCCGAGUUUUGUUCCACCGGGAUCGGCCUCCCAUGGUGCUGUUGUUUGGAAAGAUUCAAUGUAUGUGACUACGGGAGAGAGUUAUGGUAGAGGAACGAUUCUGUAUGUGUACGACUUCAAUGGUAAUGUGUGGGAAAAACCUCAUGUAACGCCAAAUCCAUCACCUCGAUAUGGCCACUCUACAGUUAUCUAUGGUGAUAAGAUAUUUUUGUAUGGAGGAAUUCUUGGAAAUAGAGGGGCUACUUCUGAAAUUUGGGCCUUCGAUAUAAGUGCCAAAACAUGGGAGAACAUAACGGUCAAAUCUUUAUCUUGCAACGACAGUUACCUGAUGUGCGGCCCCCUCAAAUUAGCGGGCCACACCGCCACUGUCGUAACGAAUAUCGACAAUAAAAAAGCCGACAGGAUGAUCGUCAUAUUCGGAUACUCCUCCAGUUUCGGAUAUCUGAAUACGGUUCAAGAGUAUUAUUUCGGAGAACGGGAGUGGUACAUAGUGAACACCAGGGGAUUUCCGGUGAAAGGGGGCUACGGUCAUUCCGCAGCUUGGGAUCCUUUGACCUCGAAAAUAUACGUUUAUGGGGGUAUCGUGUCGGAGAGUGACACUACGCAGACCUUGAGCAGACAUAUAUAUUCUUACGAGCCGAACUCUAGGACUUGGACCCUCUUGACUGAUUCACCCUCAUCGAGGUUUUUACACAGUGCUUCUUUCAUCACUCCUGGAUUGAUGCUAGUUUUUGGCGGAAACACCCACAACGACACCGCGCACAGUUUCGGCGCCAAAUGCUACAGCGCCGAGCUGCUGUCUUACGACGUCACCUGCGACUCCUGGCACGUCCUGGACGUACCGCCCGACAUCCAGGGCGACCUGCCGCGGUUCGGGCAUUCGGCGGUCGUCUUCGAGAAUUCCCUCUACAUCUACGGCGGCUUCGACGGCCAGAUGUUGUCCGACAUGAUCAGGUACACCCCGGGGGAUUGCUCGCAUUUCCACCCGUCGGACGCAUGUCUGAACGCCAGGAUCGGCGUGAAGUGCGUGUGGGACCUGACGACCAGCAGAUGCGUCGACAUGGAGACGAUGAUGACGGAGGUCGAAUCGCUGGGCGAGAGCGAGAGGUGUCCCGUCAUGAACCGAUCCACGAUGACCCAACGCAUAUUCCAAAAUACGGAAAGGUGCAACAGGUUCGACGAUUGCGCGAGUUGCACGCAGACGACCAGCGAUUGCAUCUGGUGCGGCAACGUUUGUAGUUACAAGGAGUGCAGGAACACGUCGAAUACUAAGACGCUGACUGCGGCAAGGUCCAUCGAGGAUUGUCCGAGCGAGAACGGUCUGCAGUGUCAUCGUCUGCACACAUGCUCUGCCUGCAAUACCAGAUCCGAGUGCCGGUUCACCAACAAAUGCGUGCCAAAACCUUCGAACACGUCCGCCGACAUAUUCAUACCGAGCAGCCAGUGCAAGGUGUGCUCGGAGUUCAACUCGUGCAUGAACUGCACGAUAGCGGAGUGCAUAUGGUGUCAGAACGAGGGCAGAUGCGUGGAUAAGAACGCCUACACCGCCAGCUUCCCCUACGGUCAGUGCAGGGAAUGGACGACCGUUCAGAAUAAGUGUAGGAGCAAGGGCAGCAACGAAAAGUCGCAAUGCAGCUUUUAUUCCACCUGCGCCCAGUGCAGGGACGAUCCCGCUUGCGGUUGGUGCGAUGAUGGGUCGAGGACUGGUUUGGGAAAAUGCAUGCCCGGAGGUUUCGGUGGCCCCAUACUGCACAUGGAGUCUUUGCCGUCGACUACAUGUUUGCCAGAGCAGUGGCACUUCACGACGUGCCCCAAAUGUCAGUGUAACGGUCACGCAGUGUGCGUGGCGAAUACAAGCAUCUGCGAACCCUGCGGUAAUCUGACUGUUGGUGAUCACUGCGAGCACUGCGUCAAGGGCUAUUGGGGCAAUCCGAUAAACGGCGGGAAAUGCCUACCGUGCGAAUGCAACAAUCACGCAACGCAUUGCCAUCCGGAGACCGGGGAGUGCUUUUGCACCAUCAAAGGGUUAAAAGGGGAACAUUGUGAUAACUGUGACAAUAACAAUCAUUACUACAAGGACGAAUAUAAUAAUGGAUCUUGUUUUUAUGAUUUGGCUGUGGAUUACCAAUUCACUUUCAAUCUCUCCAAGAAAGAAGAAAGACACUACACGCAGAUAAAUUUCCGAAACACCCCAAGCAAACCUGACAUCGACGCCGAUUUUUCCAUCCAAUGCUCCGUGUUGGCGAAGAUGAACAUCACAGUGAGGAAGGGCACUUCGAAAGAGGAGACUCCGAUCUUCAGCAGUUACAAUUGCACCACGUUUCACUAUCGGUUCUCGAAGUCGGAAUAUAACUUUGGUCUGGAGAAUAACACCCACACCAUAUUUUAUGUUUACGUGUACGACUUCCAACCGCCGCUGUGGAUUCAGAUCUCCUUUUCGCAAUAUCCCAAACUCAACCUCCAGCAGUUCUUCAUCACCUUCUCUUCCUGCUUCCUACUGCUCCUCCUGGUAGCUGCGCUCCUGUGGAAGAUCAAACAAAGAUACGACAUCUACCGGAGGCGACAGAGGUUGUUCGUCGAGAUGGAACAGAUGGCGUCCCGUCCAUUUUCACAGGUUUUCGUCGAGAUAGAGAAGAAGGAGAACCUCGAGCCCGAAAACAAGGCCAUCGUAGCGGCUGACUGGAAACGUCGCAAAAGGGACUCUCCCAGCCCGAUCUCCCUGGAACCUUGCUUCGGCAACAGGGCUGCGGUACUUAGCCUGUUGAUUCGUUUGCCGACAGGCGGGGAACCCUACACCGUCAAGGGUCAGUCUGCCGGCCUGGCCAUAGCCAGCGCCCUCGUCACUCUCGGCAAUCCGAGGAAACUUAGCGUCGACCAGGUGAAGACGGAAACGAAGACGGGGAAGUCACGUAAGUCCCAGAGCCAGCAUCCUGACACCUUGUAAGAUGAUCUAUCGAGUGAUCAAAAAGUUUUUUAAAUGUUUUAUCUUCUUGAGAAUGAAGAGCUUUCAAUAUAGUACCAAAAACUCACCCGGCUAGGUAAUGAAUUAAAAGAGUUCGAUUUAUUUUCGAAAAUAUUCAGUUUACUUGUGGAUAUUCAAUGUUGAUACCCUAAUUAUCACUCAAAAAAUUCGUUAAUCAAACACCUCGUAAAUAUAGAAGCAUGAUUC